Messenger RNA from Phytophthora sojae, 816 nucleotides. RefSeq lists its product as hypothetical. The record is from RefSeq and is a predicted model, not a curated record. Lineage: Eukaryota; Oomycota; Peronosporomycetes; Peronosporales; Peronosporaceae. The annotation marks the transcript as partial. The transcript has 2 exons.
CGCAAAACGAUAACGCGUCAAAAUACUACUCGCUCGAAAACGGAGCGUGGAGCGCGAGAAGGCAGCGAUGAGCGACUGGCGGAGCGGCAGCGAGUGGCCAACGAAGCUGUGAAGGAGUUCGAAGAGCGUAAACUGCGACGCGCGCGCGACGAAGCCGAGGGACGAGUGCGGCAGCAAGGGAAGCCGGCACGAGUCAGCCUUGUACAGCACCGCGGCGAGGAAGUCGAGCAGAGGACACUCGACAGUGGAGCGAGGUAUACGGUGGCUGGCACCGAGUGGAUGCAGUACGGUGACAGAGUCGAGAGAGCAGCCCCUCUCGACUACGUAGAGGGCAUUGGUGGCUUCUUGUUGAACGUAAUGGGUGUGUGGGAGUUCCACAUGCGCAGUGUCUUUGGUGAGAUCAUUCGCGUUGAGGCAUGUAUUGUGUCUGGGUGUACGGACUUGUUUCUACUUGGUGUCGACUUUAUGUGUGGACAUGGAGCGACCAUGGACUUCGACAGGAAUGAAAUUCGCUACACUACGGCGGAACGAGCAGUGUUCAUCCCGUUCAGAACAAGGUGUGACGCUAACGGAGCACGUGUAGCCGCUGUACGAAUGGUGCGACGGACAGAGAUUGGCGCGAGCGCAGUGACACCAGUCGAGGUGUCGGUAGGGGCAAAUGAUGGAGAAGUGGGCGUCUUCCUGCCUACGAAGUACACCGGCGCGGUGAUGCUGGCGGUGACCGUAACGAAGGUCCAGAACGGCAAGGCGAUAGUACCGGGGGUAAAUGCGAAGCAUGGACCAAUGCGAUUGUGUGCGAGGCAAGAGCUCGGGUAG